AUGGGUGCAACGAUGCGACGCAACAAAGACCGCCUUUACGUGGGCCUCUACGUCCGGCGAGGUGCUCUCAGAAUGGCAGGUGGUGAAAACAGAUAUCACUGGGCUCUGUUACGCGGGCCCAAAGUGGAGGACGAGGACACGCUGCUCACAAAGUACCAUGCCACCGAGAGCCCUGGUAGCAGUGAGAGCGGCGGCAGUGAGAGCGGCGGCAGUGACAGCAGCGCCAGCAGUCCCACCGAGUUGUCGUCGGCUACGUCGUCGUCUUCGGCAUCUUGGACGUACGCCGAGCAGACGAUGCCCACCUAUGACCUCAUGCUGCUAGCACGCGUGCUCAUUGGCAAGGUCCGGAACCCAUCCCGCCUCGAGACCAUUCUUCGCGGCGUCCCCGUCCCCCUUGCGGCUCUGACGGACAAGGACAGGCUCAACCAACCGCCUGGCUGGAACUGCGUCGGCUGGGUGCAGUCCGCCCUCGAAGCGCUCGCAGCCGAUGCAGGCGGCGCCAUGGGCAAGUCAUCAAAUCUCGACUGGACGGCCGUGCGCGACGCAUCUAUGGAGUACGUCGAGCAGAAGGCGACGGAGCAUCGCUAUGACGGUCUGGCCCCGGUCGGUCAAUUCGACUUGGCGAAGCCGGCGACCUUUGACCUAGUGCUGGGCCAAGAAGUUGCACCGUGA
Messenger RNA from Sporothrix brasiliensis 5110, 672 nucleotides. RefSeq lists its product as uncharacterized. The coding region runs from base 1 to 672 and encodes 223 amino acids. The record is from RefSeq and is a predicted model, not a curated record. The transcript is spliced from 2 exons. Lineage: Eukaryota; Fungi; Ascomycota; Sordariomycetes; Ophiostomatales; Ophiostomataceae.